Messenger RNA from Brachypodium distachyon (stiff brome), 3448 nucleotides. RefSeq names its product probable inactive leucine-rich repeat receptor-like protein kinase At3g03770. Gene Ontology annotation, cellular component: membrane. The transcript has 8 exons. NCBI's taxonomy places the organism in Eukaryota, Viridiplantae, Streptophyta, Magnoliopsida, Poales, Poaceae. Gene Ontology annotation, biological process: protein phosphorylation. Bases 828 to 3224 code for a protein of 798 amino acids. The record is from RefSeq and is a predicted model, not a curated record. Gene Ontology annotation, molecular function: protein binding; ATP binding; protein kinase activity.
ACCUCAUUACUGCUUUUCUUUGGGUGUUAGUACUGUACUACUAUAAAAAAGCGAGUAAGCUAGAGUAAAAGAGAGCACCAGCCGGAUGGUUCUUGCUGUCCUUUGCCUGCUGCAGACUUCCAGCUCAACCUUUGGAGAGAACACCUGUCCGUUGCUCCAGACUCCCGGUUCCCUCAUGUCUCUGCCGCCGCCCCCGUGAUACUACUCUUCACCUAUACAACUCGCAGUACCAGAAUCGAGCAGACAGCAAAGUGUUUCAUCUGUGUGUGUGAGUCAGUGAAUGAGUGUGACUGACUGACAACCAUAAAACGCGAUAAGAACAGAGAGUUCAUCGUCCUCCUCAGCGGUGAUCUGAAGAAAAGGGUUUUCUUGGCCUCUCGAUCCAUGGCUGCAAGUUGUUGAAGGAAGUGAAGGAGGGAGCAAGUACUGCGCAGUUGCACACGGGAGGAGGGUCUUUGCUGCAUUGGGAUGGGAAGAAGUAGUAGUCUACUGCUGCCAGGAUCUUCGUGAGAGAUUUGGAGGCCAUUCCGGUUCUGCUCAUUGUUGUCUGGUCAGUGGUACGUGUCUGUCAAGCAGCUCUGCCCCUUUACAUCCAAACCUCUGGAAUUUAUGCACCCGGGCCAUAAACCCACAAUCAAAAGCUUGAUUCUACUUCUGCUGGUACUGUCCUUGAUCACUGGAAAGGAGGAAAGAAUCAUUAAAGAUUAGAUCGAGCAGUACACGUUGUACAGAAUUUGGUCAACUUUUCGUUUUUGCCGUUGCUUCUGUUCUUGUUGAUGAUCAAGCAGUGAUACCAUACCACUGAAGAAAUCAAAUCCGAGCCAGCAAUGGCGGCCAUUGGAAGCCAUUUCCUGUUCAUCUUGUCGGCAUUGCUCCUUGCGUCGCUCCCGGUGACCACGCAGCUGCAGCCUUCCCAGAUAUGGUCUCUCCUGAAGGUCCAGCAGCUCCUGAACCGGCCCCCGAUGCUCCGCCACUGGCGCCGCAGCACCGACUUCUGCGGCGGCGGCGGCGGCACCGUGGCCACCUCCGCCGUGGCCGCCGUCGUGUGCUACGGCGACACGGUGACGCAGCUCCACAUCGCCGGCGGGGCCACAGGCGCCCCGCCGCUGCCCCGCAACUUCUCCAUGGCCGCCCUGGUCACCACGCUCUCCAGGCUCCCGGACCUCACGGUGCUCACCCUCUCCGGGGUCGGCCUCUGGGGCCCCAUCCCGAGAGCGCUCUCGCGGCUCGCCUCGCUGGAGAUCCUCAACAUGAGCAGCAACUACCUCUACGGCCCCAUCCCCCUCGCGCUCUCGCGGCUCGGGGCCCUGCAGACCCUAAUCCUCGACAACAACAUGAUCGGCGGCGAAUUGCCCGGCUGGAUCGGGGGCACCACGCUGCCGUCGCUGGCCUUGCUCAGCCUGCGGAAUAACUCGCUGUCGGGCCCCGUGCCGGAGGAGCUCGGGAGGAUGCCCUCGCUCCGGUCGCUCGCGCUCGCGUCCAACAACCUCUCCGGCGACCUGCCGGACCUGCGAGGGCUCGCCAGCCUCCGGGAGAUCGACGUCUCCGGGAACUCGCUCGGCCCGGCGUUCCCGCGGCUCGGGCGGAAGGUGGCGUCGGUCGUGCUUGGCCGGAACAGGUUCGCUGGCGGCCUCCCCGCCGCGGAGCUCGGCGAAUUCUACCUGCUCGAGUGGCUCGAUGUGUCGCGGAACCGCUUCGUGGGGCCGCUCCCGCCGGCGCUGCUGUCGCUGCCGUCCCUCCGGUACCUCAACGUCGCCGGGAACAGGUUCACCGGCGCGCUCUCCGGUGAUGUCCCCUGCGGCGACAACCUCCGGCUCCUCGACCUCUCUUUGAACCUGCUGACGGGGAGCGUCCCUGCCUGCUUGAGACCGGGAGGGAAGACGGAGACGGUGGUGAUCUCGUCGGAGAACUGUUUCGACGGGAGCGACGGCUCUCAGCAGCACCCGUCGUCGUUUUGUCAGAACCAAGCCUUGGCCGUGGGGAUAGGAGCUCCGCAAGACAAGGAGAGGAAGAGAGCUUCCCGGCAUGCAGGCUUCGUCGCUGGCAUUGUAAUUGCGGUUCUCGUCGCGGUUUCACUCGUCGGUGUCAUGGCCUUCUUCGCCGUCAGGAAGAUGGCCAUGGACGGUGCCAAGACGAGGCCUUCCGUGGCGUUGGUGGAAGAACAGCAUGCUUCUAGCGCCUACCCAUCCAAGUUGUUCGCCGAUGCACGUUACAUAUCGCAGACAGUGAAGCUAGGAGCUCUGGGAAUCCCAUCAUACAGAUCAUUUUCCUUGGUUGAACUCGAGGCAGCGACGAACAACUUUGCGAACUCCUGCCUGCUCGGGCAAGAUUCUUAUGGCGAGAUGUAUCUGGGAAAGCUAAGCAAUGGAGCCCCAGUGACAAUCAGGAGCCUGAAGGUAAAGAGGAACCAGAGUUCCCAAAGCUUCAACCGCCACAUCGAGACAAUAUCAAGGCUCAGGCAUCGGCACCUGGUCAGCGCUCUAGGGCACUGCUUUGAGUAUGAUCUCGAUGAUUCAACCGUAACCCAGUUGUACCUCGUGUUUGAGUACGUGCACAAUGGUAACUUGAGGAGCAGGAUUUCGCAAGGAACUGAAGGACGGAAGCUUACCUGGGGACAGAGAAUAUCGGCCGCUAUCGGUGUCGCCAAGGGCAUUCAGUUCUUGCAUGCAAGGAUUAUACCAGGUCUAUUUGGGAACAAUCUGAGGAUCAAUAACAUUCUUCUAGACCAGAAUCAUGUAGCAAAAAUCGGCAGCUACAAUAUACCCAUCCUAGGAGAAGCUGCAAAAAUAGAGGGAGUGGCUGGAAGCAAACACCAAGCUGAUAGUACAAUGCUCGGCGAUAAGAUCGACAUAUUUGAUUUUGGGGUGAUCCUGCUUGAGCUUGUAUCUGGAAAGCCAAUCACAUCCAUAUAUGAGGUGGAAAUAAUGAAAGAACUGCUGCUAUGGGCAAUGGCUGAAGAGGACCGAGCCAGGAGGAGGAGCUUUGUGGACCCCGCUAUGAGCAAGGGCUGUUCAGAAGAGUCAUUGAGGACUGUCAUGGAGAUCUGCCUGAGGUGCCUGGCCAAGGAGGCGGCGCACCGGCCCUCGGUCGAGGAUGUGCUUUGGAACCUCCAGUUCGCCACCCAGGUGCAGGAUGACUGGGAGGGGGAGAUCCGGAGCGGCGGCGAGGGGUCACCAGUGUCGUCGUCAUCCCGGGUCAACAGGUCGUCCAGAUUCAGCAGAUAAAGAUGGACUGCAGAUAAGGGGACGCUACUACGGUCCUUUUUUGUUUUCUGAGCUCAGAGUUUUUUUUUUCAAUUCCUGAAUUAAUAAUCUCAGGGGCAAAUUUUUGUCUCUUGGUUUUCUCAAUGCGUACAACAAUGAUGUGCACUUGUGUUGUGCAAGCCAAUAGCAAAUCUUGUUUGUACCAACAGCUUAAGAGCUGCGUGAUAUAAAAGCUACUGGUGCUA